GUGCGGCCGGCAGUCAUGGCGGCGCUGGCGGUGCUGGCCGGGCUGCUGGCGCUGGCAUUAGGCGCCGCAGGCGAGCCGUGCCCCGAGCCCACCAUCGUGCCUUCCUACUACACCACCUCGGACGCCGUCAUCUCCUCCGAGAGCGUCUUCGUGGUGGAGAUCUCGCUGGCCUGCAAGAACGGUGCCCAGAACGUGGCUCUCUACGCCGACGUCAAUGGGAAGCAGUUCCCUGUCACCCGGGGGCAGGACGUGGGGCGCUACCAGGUCUCCUGGAGCCUGGAGCACCGCAACGCCCAGUCGGGCACCUACGAGGUGAAAUUCUUCGACGAGGAGUCCUACAGCGCCCUGCGCAAGGCUCAGCGCAAUAACGAGGAUGUCUCCCGCAUCCGGCCCCUUUUCACCGUUAACGUGGACCAUCGGGGCGCUUGGAACGGUCCCUGGGUGUCGACGGAGGUGGUGGCAGCCGCCAUCGGCCUCGUCAUCUAUUACCUCGCCUUCAGCACCAAAAGCAGCAUACAGGCGUAGGGGCCCCCCCCCAAAAAAAUACCCACCCCCCCCGCCCAAACAGCCCCCCCUCCCAGAGGGUCCCCAGGUCUUGGUGGGGAGCAGGGCGCCCCUAAAAUUACCCCUUUCCCCCCAGAAUAAACAUGUUUUGGGGUGCGCCUUAAAAGUGGGGGUGUCGGGGGGGGGGGCUGAGGGACCCGUCCAUCCCUGUCCGUGUCCCCCCCCCCCUCAAAAUGGGAACGGUUGGUUGGGGCUGGGCCCCAAAAAUGGGGGAGCCCCCAAAAUGGAGGGUCUUGAGGGUCCACCCUGUGACUCCUGCCCGGGGGGGGGUGUCCCCAAAUCCCCCCCCCCCACCAAUAAAAGUC
Messenger RNA from Chroicocephalus ridibundus (black-headed gull), 869 nucleotides. It is a transcript of the gene SSR4, whose product is annotated as signal sequence receptor subunit 4. NCBI's taxonomy places the organism in Eukaryota, Metazoa, Chordata, Aves, Charadriiformes, Laridae. Gene Ontology annotation, cellular component: endomembrane system; endoplasmic reticulum; membrane. The record is from RefSeq and is a predicted model, not a curated record.